AUGGCUGCCAAUGGCUCAACCUACGCUCUCAGCAACUCCCACAAGGAGAUGCUCGAGAAGUCUCUCAUUGAGACUGACCCCGAGGUCGCCGCCAUCAUGAAGGACGAGAUUCAGCGCCAGCGCGAGUCCAUCAUCCUCAUCGCCUCCGAGAACGUCACGUCCCGCGCCGUCUUCGAUGCCCUCGGCUCCCCCAUGUCCAACAAGUACUCUGAGGGCUACCCCGGUGCCCGCUACUACGGCGGAUCUCUCGCCAUCUCCACCUACUUCGAGACCAUGCCCUACCGCGUCGAUCUUGAGACCGGCAUCAUCGACUACGACACUCUUGAGAAGAACGCCAUCCUGUUCCGCCCCAAGGUCCUCGUUGCCGGUACCUCCGCCUACUGCCGCCUCAUCGACUACGGCCGCAUGCGUAAGAUUGCCGACUCUGUCGGUGCCUACCUCGUCGUCGACAUGGCGCACAUCUCUGGUCUCAUCGCCGCCGGCGUCAUCCCCUCCCCCUUCGAGCACGCCGAUAUUGUCACGACCACGACCCACAAGUCCCUCCGUGGCCCCCGCGGCGCCAUGAUCUUCUUCCGCAAGGGCGUCCGUUCCGUCGACGCCAAGUCGGGCAAGGAGACGCUCUACGACCUCGAGAACCCCAUCAACUUCUCCGUCUUCCCCGGCCACCAGGGCGGCCCCCACAACCACACCAUCACCGCCCUGACCGUCGCCCUGAAGCAGGCCGCGUCGCCCGACUUCAAGGCCUACCAGCAGAAGGUCGUCGACAAUGCCAAGGCUAUCGAGUCCAAGUUCAAGGCCCUCGGCCACAAGCUCGUCGCCGACGGCACCGACUCGCACAUGGUCCUCCUCGACCUCCGCCAGUUCAGCCUCGACGGCGCCCGCGUCGAGGCCGUCCUCGAGCAGAUCAACAUUGCCUGCAACAAGAACGCCAUCCCCGGCGACAAGUCGGCCCUCACCCCCUGCGGCAUCCGCAUCGGCACCCCUGCCAUGACCUCGCGCGGCUUCGGCGAGGCCGACUUUGAGCGCGUCGCCGCCUACAUUGACGAGGCCAUCAAGAUCUGCAAGGAGGUCCAGGGCGCCCUGCCCAAGGAGGCCAACAAGCUCAAGGACUUCCGCGCCAAGGUCGCCGGCGGCGAGGUCGCCAAGAUCAACGACCUCCGCAAGGAGAUCGCCGCCUGGUGCCAGGGCUUCCCCCUGCCCAUCGAGGGCUGGCGCAUGGACGCCGGCCUCUAA
Molecule: messenger RNA, 1233 nt
Organism: Verticillium alfalfae VaMs.102
Lineage: Eukaryota; Fungi; Ascomycota; Sordariomycetes; Glomerellales; Plectosphaerellaceae
Product: serine hydroxymethyltransferase
Exons: 4
Coding region: 1-1233 (410 amino acids)
Biological process (GO): folic acid metabolic process; L-serine catabolic process; tetrahydrofolate interconversion
Cellular component (GO): cytoplasm
Molecular function (GO): cobalt ion binding; pyridoxal phosphate binding; glycine hydroxymethyltransferase activity
Source: RefSeq, a predicted model, not a curated record